GAGGGCCUGGCUGGAAAUGUUUGAGCCCGAGAGUUGAGCAGCAGAUCGGCCACUCGUGUUUCCUGCGCUGUUGCUGCUGCGAGAGAAAAUCCUAGGCAUGGGCCUCCGGCACUCGACUCCACGGGGGGAAUGACAACAGCUCACGCAGUCGCUAGCUGAGACGGGAGGAGUCCGAUCGCCACACCAGAUCCUUGACAGAAAGUGCCUUGUCUGAUGACGUCCCUACUUGAAGCUUGCUCGCUGUUUAUCCGCCGUGCUUUUUUCAACAGAGACUAGCUCACCCUCCAGACCUCCUGUCCUCUCUCCGUGUGUUUGUGUGUGUGUGUGUGUUUGCACACCACCAAGUCACCCCACCAAGCGACUCUACGCAUGAGACAAAACCAGGGUGGAAAACAUCUCGACAGCCCUGCCAGAGAAUCCGGCGGCCUUGCCAAAGCACAGAGAGCGAGGAGAGCAGCCCGGUCAUCAGCGCCGCCACAGUUCCACCCCCCUUCUCUCCCCACGCACAGAAUACUUAUUACUCCCUUGAAGGAGAACGAUUGCCUGAAAAUAGCGUGAGUCAACUCCCCCGUGUCCACCCCUCCCACAACCCCACCUCCAUUCCUCCUCCUCCUCCUCCUCCUCCUCCCCCCUCACAGAAAAGGAACAUUUCAGGAAGGCUCGGGCGACGGGUGGAAGGACGGUCUCUCUCAGUCCACGCCGUGAGCAUGUCCCCUCUGUCCUGCUAGCGGCCUGCACCUGGGACCGAGUGACGGAUGAGUGUCGUCGCUGUGAUUGACAGCUCUGCUCCAAGCGGCUGUCGUGCGUGCUGCCACGGAGGCUCGUAAGCCGUGACACCACCUUCACUCCCUUUCUCUCUCCGGAGGCGCAGCUUUGCUCGAAAACUCAGACAAACAAACACAGACAAAACAGCAGACGUAUUUUGGCAUCAGCAACGUGUUUGGACAAACUCUAUGUGACGUGCUUUUUUAGAUUGUCUAUUUUUGUUUAACCCUCCCCCAUACACACAUACACACACCCACACACAAAAUCCCCCACCUCUGUCCUCUUGGCACCUUGUCUUAAAAGUGACUGCUAGCCUUUGCCACACUCCAGCUAUUUGCUAUGGCUUUGAACAUCGCCUCGAUACGAGACACAAAAUGGCUGACCCUGGAAGUGUGCCGUCAGUUUCAAAGGGGGACCUGCUCGCGCAGUGACGAGGAAUGCAAAUUCGCCCACCCGCCCAAGAGCUGCCAGGUGGAGAACGGGAGGGUGAUCGCCUGCUUUGACUCGCUAAAGGGCCGGUGUACAAGAGAAAACUGCAAGUAUCUACAUCCUCCAGCGCAUCUGAAGACUCAGCUGGAGAUCAAUGGGCGAAACAACCUGAUACAGCAGAAGACAGCCGCAGCCAUGUUGGCUCAACAGAUGCAGUUCAUGAUCCCAGGCACGACCAUGCAGCCAGUGCCUACGUUUCCAGUGAACCAGGGUCUGGGUUCUAACCACGGCUUGAGCUACGCCCCGUACCUGACGCCCAUGAGCCACGGCAUGGGCCUGGUCCCCACGGAGAUGCUCUCCAGCACCCCUUGCAUCGUCCCCGGCAGCCCGCCAGUCAACGUCCAGAGCUCCUCCUCCACACAAAAGCUGCUGCGCACCGACAAGCUGGAGGUGUGCCGUGAGUUCCAGCGGGGCAACUGUGCCCGGGGCGAGACGGACUGCCGCUUUGCGCACCCGAGCGACAGCCCCAUGAUCGACACGAGCGACAACACGGUGACGGUGUGCAUGGACUACAUCAAGAGCCGCUGCUCGCGCGAGAAGUGCAAGUACUUCCACCCGCCCACGCACCUGCAGGCCAAGAUCAAAGCCGCGCAGCACCAGGCCAAUCAGACGGCCGUGGCAGCACAGGCCGCCGCUGCCGCUGCCAUGACUCAGUCGACUGCCAAAGCAAUGAAGCGACCCCUCGAGGCAACUGUAGAUCUGGCCUUCCCUCAUAGCAUGCUGCAGCCCCUACCAAAGAGACCAGCCCUAGAGAAGAGCAAUGGGGCCAGCACCCUCUUCAACCCCAGCGUCUUGCACUACCAGCAGGCUCUGGCUAAUGCACAGCUCCAGCAGCCUACCACUUUCUUUCCCACAGGGUCAGUCUUGUGCAUGACUCCUCAUAGCAGCCUUGUACCCAUGAUGUACAGUGCUACGCCUGCUACUGUCUCUGCAGCAACAACUCCUGCCACAAGUGUCCCCUACGCAGCAACAGCACCAGCCAAUCAGAUCAUCCUGAAAUAGGCCACAGGGGAACUGUGUGUCAAGAAGCUGCACUACGAAGCCCAAAACAGUCCAUCUGUAAAUACUACUACCCCACACCAGUAGAGCUACAGCAACCUGCAUGUUAAAACUAUAAAAAACUACACUACCAAUCAAAUCUGAUACUUAUACCAUGUGAAGUGCUGAUGUAAUAUAUACAGUGUAAAUCUUCUGCUAGGAAAAAAAAAUCUACAUACAGACAUUGAAAUGAUGCCAUUUGACUUUGACAAAGAAGAGUUGAAGAAAACAAAUAUGUAUAGCACAUGUGUUUUCAAGGCGGAAGCAACAAUUUUAUUUAAAUGGUUGUUCCUUCGUCAGAUUACGUGAAACCUUUUCAUAUUUGUUUAGAUCUGAAAAUCAAACUCUGCACAAUGUUCAUCCUAGGGGAAAGAUUUUAAAAAUGUCUUAUUUGCACUGUUCUAAAAGAUAAUAGUGCUUAAUAUUAAGUGUUUAAUUGUUUUGAGUGGGAAUAGUCACAGAAAAGUCCCUCUAAAGCAUGUCUUAGAAACUCGCCGAUCGGGCUUGCCUAUUGUUUGUUUUCCCGGCAUGAGGGAUUGCUUCAUUUAUCUUUUCCCUCCCUCUUACCCAUUUUACUCAUUUGACAAACAGAAACAUGAAUGUCAACCAGCUGUACUGUUUUUGUUAUUUUUUUAUUUUUUUUUAUUUUGGUGACCAGCUGUAGUUUUUUCUGUCCUCUGAGAAUGUGUUCCCCUUGCCAAACCUCCUGGAUGACAACAUCUUUCUCUCAUUGUGUCUCUGGACCUGCUUGACAAACCUCAACAGUGGGAAAAUUAACAUUCAUUUUUCCAUGCAGACAUUCUAGUCAAUAUGAACAAAAAAAAAAGAUAAUAUUGAGAGAUUUAUUCUGGAAAGAAACAUGCACACUGGCUACCGAUGUGCCAUAAUCUGGAUUCUGUCUGUGACUCCGAAAAGGACUGUUUUUUCUGUUCCAGCAUUUUUUGAUUGUUUGUUUGCUUGAAUUGUUUUGGCCAUUUGGAGGCAAGAUGAUUACUUGUAUGUGUGUGCAUAUAUAUGUGUACGUUUGUGUGUGAGGGAGAGACUGUGUGUGUGCGUGUGCGUGUGUGCGUGUGUGUGUGUGUGUGUGUGUGUGUCUUUGUGCAUCAAGGGUGAAAGUGAGGAUAAAAAAAACAGCAGCCAUCGGGUACUUACCUGUGGCUUCUAUUCUGUGCCAAGGGCUUAUACCAAGCUGUAAAACUGCUGAGGAGACACACAUACACACGUGCACACACACACAGUGUAAGCCUUGUGUAUCCUAUAGGCACAUUUUUGUCCAUUAAGUCCAGUCUAAAGGAGCACUUAUACCAAUCAGAGAAGUUGGAUGAGAAACCAGAGGAGAUGGAAGGGGGCACCAGAUACAAGUGCUUAGGCUCCCAAUGGGGCAGCAGUCUGUUUUGUUUUUUGUUUUUGUUUUGUCCAGCUUUAUCAAGGACUAUCUGUACGGAGGGCUAUCUGUGACUGACUACUGCCAGUGUGCUCUCACCUGGAAUCCUGUUUUAUUUGACAAACAGUAGAAAAGUGCCUAAACAAAUAAUCUUUCACACAGCAGACAUCUUGAGAAGAUGCUGGUGUCUGGGAAGGAAGGAGAGAGAGAACUCCUCCACAAAUACGCACACACACACACACACACACAUACACACACACACACACACACACACACACACACACACACACACACACACACUUUGGAGUUGUGAGUCCCCCUAAUAGUUUGACAAAUAAGAACAUUUUUAAAAACAAAUUGAGAGAAAAAUCUAAUGGUUAAACACAUUUCAUGCACAAACAACAGUGUUUAAGUCUGUUUCACCAUGUUAUGAUGCAUCAGUUAACACCAUGUGUACUUUUCACCAGAAAAUAACUUGACAGUUGGGGCAGAAUGUUUAGUAAUGAUUGAUAAUGUACUCUUUGUUUUGUAGUAUUGAUUAUUUUUGUAGUCCAUACUGGAAAAAAGUAAUUGAGUGGGAAACACAAGAAAUAUAUUGUGAUGUAAUUCACUGUCUGUAAUAUGUAUAUCUGUGUGUAUUCAUUGUCAUUUCAAUAUACUCGCGAUGAACACGUUAAGUGUCACGCAAAUGACAACCACAAAGCUCAUUUAAGUCAGGACUAUCACCGGGCUCGGCGUGUCUGUGUUUAAGCCAGGGUAAAGUCCUACUCUUGUCAAAUUAGUGUCCAUUUUAUUAUCUGGUAUAUUUUACUAUUUCUCUACUACAGACUGUAUUUUACUGUACAGCAGUAGAAUGGAGGAGGAAGUACACACAGCCUUCUAUUUCCCUUUCUCUCAUGUGUGGCUAUGUAUGUGGGUGUGUACGGAAAAGUGUGUGUGUGUUUGUUUGGGUAAAGAGUAUGUGAGGGUGUCUUGCAUGCAUGCAUGCAUGUGUAUAUAUGUGCACAUGCCUGGGCACAUGUUGGUGUGAUUAAAGACAAAAAAAUCAAAUCGGAAUCAUGAUGUAUUUUCAUGGUGCUUUGAUGAACACAGACAAUCCACAGACUUCUUUGGUUCCAUAAAAUUAAGGCACUGGUCUUAGUUUAUUUUUUUGUUGUUGUUUUUCUUUUUUCUCUCAUUUAGUUUUCUUCACAAAAGUUACAGUUUUAAUGUAAUUUUUGAUGUGGAAAGUCAUUUAAGUACAUUUUAAUUUCAUUUAUUUUGUUUGUUUUGUUAAAUAAUAGUUCUAGAACAAUGUUGUAACCUAUAUUUUAAAAUGAAUGUAAUUUAUUAAGCUGUGCUUACCUCUGCAUGGUUGGUCCCUCAACUGGCUCUUCGUGGAGGGUCAGUUUUGUCAGAGAGAAGCAGAGAAAGAGGGUGAAGUCUUGACUCUCUCUGCCUGCUUCUCUCCUUUUCAGCAACAGUGGACAAUGCAUUGCAGUGAAGGCAAGGCUUUGGAAUUGCUUGUAUUAUGUAAAACUACAACAACAAAAAAAAAGAAAACAAAAAAAAUGUUUAUUGUAUAGGUAACAAUUUACCAAAAAAAUAUAGAAAAAAAAUACUUUACACUGUAGUAUAAUAGUUAUUUCAUAACAAUAUUAAGUUGUUGCUGUGGCAACCUAAAGUUGCAAUGACUAAAUUUCGGUAUUUUUGUAAAUGUUUGUUCAGUUCAUUUUUUUAGAACACAGUACAUUAGAUUGUGAUGCAGAUAUGGGAUCAUUUCCUGUUAUGUUGAGAUUGUAUACCCUUCUUUUCAGUAGGAUUUAUCAGACUUUGUCAGUGUAAGUUUUAAGAUAUGAUAGGAAGUACUUGCCAAUUGUAUGUAGUGUGAAAUAACUUAAGAAAUUAGUCCACCAACAAUAUAGUUGAGCCAUAAUCUAUUCAGCUGUUCCCCAUUUUACAUGAUUGACUAAAGGAACUCCUGGCGUUAUGAAAUGUCAGUGAUAAUAUAUAGAGUGAAACAAAUAUUGCACUUUGUUCCCAUGUUAAAAAAACAAACAAAUUGAUGCUCAUUGGGUAUGGUAUGGCAACGUUACAAUAUCAUGCAGGUUAUUCAUUGCUCAUGACAAUAUAGAAUAUAAUAUUCAACAAGCAUCUUGCAUGACAUCAUCACUUCAAAUUAGAGGUUAAUUUACUUAAAAAGACAGUAACAUUAGAAAAUAUAAUGAUAUAUUGAAUGUGUGUUGUACUAAAAUAUAUAGAGAUAUAUUAUUUUACAAAGAAUAUGCUCAUCAUACACAAUUCUGUAAACCCCAGGUUUGGAUGUGCUGCACCCAAAUCAAAUAGAAAUGUUAUGACAAGUCCUACUUUAGUUAUUAAGACAGACUGAUGGUGUAAGUUUAAAAGAAGCACUUUCUGACCAGUUUGAUUGACUGAGCAGACACAGCUUAUCCAAACACCUUGCCUUACCUUAAGUCCACUGUUCUUAAGAUUUUAUAUUUAACAGCUCUUAAAUGUAAAAGGUUGAACUGAACCAGUCUUUUUUUGUUGUUAUUUUUGGAGGGAGGGGAGGGUUGGGGAGAAGGCCAAAAAAUGAAACCAUGUUUUUCUGUUGUGAGGCCAAAAGGAUUAACUGAUUUCCGAGACUCAUGUGGUUGAGUCUCCUUUUCAUUUGUUGUUAAAAUUGUCAUUGAGAAUUUGGUGGCCAUCCUGUGCCAUAAUUGGUUUUUACCUGAGGGGUGUUUAUGUUACUCAAUUUUAAUCAUAAAUGCAGUUGCCCAUCUGAAUCACCAAACAAAGACAAGAAAGACAAAAUGAUAACAAAACCAACUCCUUGGAUAACAAUACUUUUUGUGUAAUCAUUUCAAAACCAUUAUUUGUGCAUAUAUAUAUAUAUAUAUAUAUAUAUAUAUAUAUAUAUAUAUAUAUAUAUAUAUAUAUAUAUAUAUAUAUAUUAUGUGCUAUUUUAUGUUCUAUAGUCAAAUGUUUUUGGUUCAAGUUAAAUAGUGUAAAAUUUAUUGAAAGAAAUAAAAAUAUAAGGAUUUCA
Alosa sapidissima (American shad) is the source of this 6701-nucleotide messenger RNA. It is a transcript of the gene mbnl2, whose product is annotated as muscleblind-like splicing regulator 2. Gene Ontology annotation, molecular function: metal ion binding. The transcript has 10 exons. NCBI's taxonomy places the organism in Eukaryota, Metazoa, Chordata, Actinopteri, Clupeiformes, Clupeidae. The coding region runs from base 1105 to 2256 and encodes 383 amino acids. The record is from RefSeq and is a predicted model, not a curated record.